GGAGGUGGGACGGACGGUGUAAAGCAUGGAGUCACUGCGCGCAUUUCUGAGCUGCCAGAAGCGAGCGCGCAUCCCGACACGAGACCACUGAUGCGGCGGGGCGAGUGCGCGUAAUUCCCCUAAAACUUUCAGACUCUUCAUAAUCCUAAAUAACGACUCGAGCUAGCGACAUCUGUGACUUUGUAUAGCGAUUCGACAUAUAUCGUAAGGUUUAUUGAGCAUCUGAGACGCGCGAAGAAUGGAGAUGACCUCCGCACACGCGGAACUAUCCGGGAGUAACGGAGAGGAUCAAAGUGAGCCUCUGCCGGUGGACUAUCCCGGAGGAGAGAUGCCGGCCUCUCUCGGGGUGCGAAGAGGAUCGAGCGUAAAGAAGCAUCACCACAAACACAACCUGAAGCACCGAUACGAGCUGCUGGAGACACUCGGGAAAGGGACAUACGGGAAAGUGAAGAAAGCCAUAGAGAGACACACUGGACGAGUGGUGGCGAUUAAAUCCAUCCGAAAGGAGAAGAUUAAAGACGAGCAGGACAUGGUGCACAUCCGAAGAGAGAUCGAGAUUAUGUCUGCUCUUCGUCAUCCGCAUAUCAUCUCUAUAUACGAAGUGUUUGAGAACAAGGAUAAGAUCGUGAUCGUGAUGGAAUACGCCAGCAAGGGCGAGCUGUACGAUUACAUUAGCGAACGUCGCAAGCUCACAGAGAGAGAGACGAGACACUUCUUCAGACAGAUCGUCUCUGCUGUGCAUUACUGCCAUAAGAACGGAGUCGUACACCGAGAUCUAAAGCUGGAAAACAUUCUCCUGGACGAAAACGGCAACAUUAAAAUUGCAGAUUUUGGUUUGUCUAACCUCUAUCACAAAGACAAACUUCUUCAGACGUUUUGUGGCAGCCCACUGUACGCCUCCCCGGAGAUCGUAAAUGGAAGACCAUAUCGAGGUCCAGAGGUUGACAGUUGGGCGCUGGGUGUAUUGCUCUACACACUUGUGUAUGGAACAAUGCCAUUCGAUGGAGGAGAUCACCACAGACUCAUUCGACAAAUCAGCAGUGGCGAUUACAGGGAGCCUCCCCAGUCAUCAGAUGCUCGAGGUUUGAUACGUUGGAUGUUGAUGGUUAAUCCAGAACGGCGGGCUACAAUAGAGGACAUCGCGAAUCACUGGUGGGUGAACUGGGGAUGGAAGACCAGUGUCUGUGACUGCCAAACCAAAAGGGAAAACAGCUCACCCAUGCUAGCCCGCUUUAUUGACUGGCAAAACCGCACUGACGUCCGACCAGGCAAGGCUCAGCACCCGGAGCCUGCUAAUGUCACUAAUGUUACGAAUACGAGCUUGACUCCAGCCCGACGUCUAAGAAAAUGCAUGAAGGAGAACGAUGGUGGCAUGUGGGGUGUUGCGGAAGAGAAACCGGGUCUCAAGAGACCUAAGGGGAUCCUGAAGACUCGUGCCACCAGUGGAGACCAGCGGUCCCAGAGCCUGUGCGAGGUAGAGCUUAGGAGGUCCAUUUGUUACCAGGACGCUAACUCUAGCGCUGACUCAAGCCCGGAGCGAGAAGACACUCUCGGUGGCUCGCCAGCAAAAAUUGUCUCAAUGUUACCCAAAAAAGGCAUUUUGAAAAACAGUCAAGAGCGAGAAUCUGGGUAUUACUCCUCACCGGAACGCAGCGAGUCCUCUGAACUCUUAGGGGGCGCCACUGUGCAACCCCCGAACAGCUCGCCAACAAAACGGUCUGUAGGAAGAAAAGGUAUAUUGAAGCGAAACGGAAAGUAUUCUGCUCACAAUGCCGGAGUCCAAGGGGAGGUGACGGUAGACUCAAAUCUCCCACGGAGCCAAAGCCGACCCUCCAGCAUUGUUUAUGAAGAGACGGGUCUCUCCAGCAUGGGAUUGGACUGGCCACCCACCUCUCCAAAACCCAACAUUCGGGGCUCUCUGUCAGCCGAAGACUUACUGCAGAUGUCCGGAUUCAGGGGGCUUCAGACCGUCGCGCCCCUUCAUGGCGGAAAAGGCACUCGCAGUCCUCCCGGAUCACCCGGAGACAACGGCAGUUUCUCCUUGCUGGGUGAUAUGGAUGAUGUCACCCAGGUGUACCAGAAAGCCCUGGACAUCAGCAGCAAGCUGAGCUAGACUUGGUCUGAAGGCUGAAACGAUGAAUAGACAAUUAUUUGAUUUCUAGAAACACACAUGGAAGGCAUUGUUUCACUUUGGAGAAAGACUGGAAGUGUGAUUGAUCUCAGCACGAUCUCCCAUCACUGCUGCAGUGCUGCUGGGUAAUGUUUACAGGUCGAGAGGCGGGACAUUUCAAAUCUCUAUUCAUCAACUUGCUUGGUGAACAAAAUGAUUUGUUUUUAACUCGACAAUAAUGGGGAACAACGGAAGCACUUUAAAGCGUCUGUUCUCCGUAAUCCAGCACCAGAUGAAAAUGACAGCUGGGAAUGUGUUAUUUAAGUUAUUUAUUGUUCAUUUACACUUUGACUGAUUGAUCAGUAUCAAGGCCAUUUUGUAAUCUUUCUUGGGAUAGUCAGAUAAAGGCAAUACAAUAGUAAACAGCCAUUGCUGUAUAACACCAGUGCUUUCAGUGACGUGCAUCCACAAUAGUCCAACAGCAACGGUUCAAACCAAAAAAAUAAAGGUCAUUAUAUCGAUCCAAUCCCACACUUUUAAAAGUGCUGGGUCAUUUUCAACCCAAUAUUGGGUCAAAAAGAGACAAACCCAUCUGAUGGGUUAGAUUAAACACAGAAAAUGUUUAUAUUUGAUCAUAUUAACAAUGGGUUAAAACAACCCAGCAUAGGUUAAAUUACUACCCAAUGGGUUGCGUUCGUCCCUUUUUGGCCCAACGCUGGGUUACAUUUUUUUUUACAUUUUGUCCAUAGAGCGACAAAGUAUAAAUGUAAUGCUCCUAUUUUCCCUACAACGAAACUUUGUGUGGGUAAAAUUUUCCUUUAAGAUCUAAAAAAAUUGAAGUAUUUAAGUUCAGGAUAAAAAACAGCAUUGCUCUAAAAAAUGCUGGGUUAUUUUAAAAAUAUCAAAAAAAGGGACAAACCCAGUCACUGGUUUAAAUAAACCCAGACAAUGUUUAUAUCUGAUCCAACAAUGGGUUAAAACAACCCAGCAUAGGUUAAAUUACAACCCAGUAGGUUGGGUUCGUCCGUUUUUGACCAAACGCUGGGUUAAAAAAAUUACAUUUUGUCCAUUGAGCGACAAAGGAUAAAUUUAAUGCUCUUUUCCUUACAACGAAACUUUGUGUGGGUAAAAUUUUCCUUUAAGAUCUAAAAAAUUGAAGUAUUUAAGUUCAGGAUAAAAAACAGCAUUGCUUUUAAAAAAAAAAUUAAAAAGGGACAAACCCAGUCACUGGGUUAAAUUAACCCAGACAAUGUUUAUAUCUGAUCCAACAAUGGGUUAAAACAACCCAGCAUUUUGGGCUGAAACAAACCAGCAUUUUGGGUUGAAACAACCCAGCAUUUUGGGCUGAAACAACCCAGCAUUUUGGGCUGAAACAACCCAGCAUUUUGGGCUGAAACAACCCAGCAUUUUGGGCUGAAACAACCCAGCAUUUUGGGCUGAAACAACCCAGCAUUUUGGGCUGAAACAAACCAGCAUUUUGGGCUGAAACAACCCAGCAUUUUGGGCUGAAACAACCCAGCAUUUUGGGCUGAAACAACCCAGCAUUUUGGGCUGAAACAAACCAGCAUUUUGGGCUGAAACAACCCAGCAUUUUGGGCUGAAACAACCCAGCAUUUUGGGCUGAAACAACCCAGCAUUUUGGGCUGAAACAACCCAGCAUUUUGGGCUGAAACAACCCAGCAUUUUGGGCUGAAACAACCCAGAAUUUUGGGCUGAAACAACCCAGCAUUUUGGGCUGAAACAACCCAGCAUUUUGGGCUGAAACAACCCAGCAUUUUGGGCUGAAACAACCCAGCAUUUUGGGCUGAAACAACCAAGCAUAGGUUAAUUACAAUGCAGCAGGUUGGGUUUGUUCCUUUUGAACAUAACCCAGCAUUUUUAAGGGUAGUUUUCCUACUAUUUUCUUUUUUAUAAUAUUGAGAAAAGUAAAAAUAUCUCCUAGAGAUACCAAGAGUGAAUGUUACAGAGACCAAAAACAAUGCAAAUGCUAAUCCAUGUUGUCUCUAUUACGCGCUAGGUAACUAGAGGACCUCACAGCACAUAAAAAGUGAAAAGACUGAAUCAGUGUUAUGACACCGUAAAUUUUCAUCUCUCACAAGCAUGCAUAAACCCACACAAUGCAACGUGCAGACGGGCAAUUAUAUGAGCUCACUGAAGCAUAAAAGUGUGGAAAGACGAGCUUUAACCUACGGUGUUAUUCUGCUCCAGAAAUGACCCAUGUUUCAACAACAUACCAUAUUAGAUGCCAAAUUAUUCUUUUUAAUAGGUUGGGUGUUAAAAGUCACAUGUUCUGAAGAUAAUAGAUUAUUAAAACAAAAAUGAAUAAAACGUGUAUUUAGGUUUAAUAAAUAAUUGGGGGGAAAAACAUCUCAUGGCAAUUCGUACGUAUUUUACGAGCUGGCUAAUUCGUACAUUUGUACGACUGGGUGAUUUGCCUUUACCCCAUGACGUUUCGGGAUAGUGUUUAUGUUGAUUGUUUUUGUACAAAUUCAUAAACUCUAAAAAAUUCCUUGUUGCACUUACAUUUUUAAGUUUAAUCAACUUGAAUUUACAACUUUCUUGACUAGUGAAAAAUAAAGUUGAAUCACCUUAAGUUAUUUGAAAAAACUGAUUUAAACUUAUAAAUUGAAGUGCAACAAGGAAUUUUUACAGUGUACAAAUAAUUAGCCAACUCGUAAAAUACGUAAAAAUUCUCGUGAGAUCAGGCUGGGUUGUCAUCGAAGUGAAUCAAAUAUUCGUGUACACUUUUUUUAUGCAAAUUGGCAUGAUGCGAUAAACUGAAUACACCAUGAGUUUGUUUUCUGUUGCAUUGUGUUUGUUUAAAUUUCGGUAAUUAUUAACAGAUUAAUUUCAAGACAGAAGGUUAAGCAUUAAUAGUGUAGCCUAAAUGUGCUUUAAAUCUGUAAUGAUAAGUAAGUUUCUGUCAGAUUUAGCAUCAAUAUUGCAGUUCAGUGCUACAGUAUGUACCCAUUAAUAUAUACAGUAUAUAUAAAUUAACUGGAAAAAGAGUGUGUUUGUCCUAUAGGAUUUCCGUUAUAGGCCAUUGAGAAAACUUGACUGGAUAUUACUGCAUAUUUAAAUGUUGUUAUUUAAUAUGUCUUGUAUAAUAUACUGUACAAUAUGGCUAUUUGUUAUUCUGUAUGUUAUUUUUUUAAACUUUGACUUAACGAUUGUCUUGCUUUGUGCCUUUAUUAAUGUGAGAUUGUCUAAUAAUGUUAUUAUCUGUGUAAAUGAUUUUCAGUAUUGUGUAAGAAUCUCAAUAGGUAUCAGAAUUGUUUUUCUGUAUCAUUUGUUAAGAGCAUUGUUAGGUGGUGUAUGAAGCCCUCCAUUGUCUCUGCUCAGUACAAUAUGCAGUGAUCCAAUAAAUGUCUAGAUCUAAAUACCA
This is a messenger RNA of Misgurnus anguillicaudatus (oriental weatherfish), 5495 nucleotides long. RefSeq names its product NUAK family, SNF1-like kinase, 1a (gene nuak1a). Gene Ontology annotation, biological process: protein phosphorylation; microtubule cytoskeleton organization; intracellular signal transduction. Gene Ontology annotation, cellular component: cytoplasm. The record is from RefSeq and is a predicted model, not a curated record. Gene Ontology annotation, molecular function: ATP binding; tau-protein kinase activity. Lineage: Eukaryota; Metazoa; Chordata; Actinopteri; Cypriniformes; Cobitidae.